UACCACGGCAACGGAGCUGCUGUUUUGCCGCGGCUGCACCUGAGCCCCCGCGCUUGCGCAGUGGGGCUGACCUCGACGUCACCCCCUCCCGGUCCCCUCCUCCCUCCCCUCUCCUCGCUCCCACCGGGGAGCAGCGCCUCUCCCCUCCCUCGGCCACCCUCCCCCCCUCAGGAGGACUCGAGUGGGGCGGGGGGGGGAGCAGCAGCGGCUGCCGCGGCUCCCCGCGGAAGUUGCAGCAGUCACAUAGCGUGGAUGAGUGGAGAAAAAAAGAUGGAAGGAUUGUGGCAUGCGUGCGGAGGAGGGCUGGGAUCUCGGCAGAAGCCCCGCCGCCGUUUCUCCUGUCACUUGUGGAAAUGCUAACAAGCCAAGCCACGCUUCUCGCUGGACAUGAAGUUUUCUCCCAGCUAGCUAGCACGGGUCUGCACCUUCCCUCAGCUCAGACCUAAGCAGCAGGUCCUCUGGAUGUCAGAAUGGCAGCAUCAAACCUGGAGAACCAGCUGCACAGCGCCCAGAAGAAUCUGCUCUUCCUUCAGCGGGAGCACGCCAACACGCUCAAAGGGCUGCAUGCUGAAAUCCGACGGCUGCAGCAGCACUGCACAGAUCUGACCUAUGAGUUGACUCUCAAAAGCUCAGACCUGACAGAAAGUGGGAACUCACGGAGUGAAGAACUCAAGAGGAAGUGUGAAGAGCUCGAAGCCCAGCUGAAAGUGAAAGAGGCUGAAAACAACGAGCUGUUGAAGGAACUGGAGCAAAAGAAUGCAAUGAUCAUGGUGCUGGAGAACACCAUUAAGGAGCGGGAAAAGAAGUACUUGGAAGAGCUCAAGAUGAAAAGCCAUAAGCUCAACAUGCUGUCGAGUGAACUGGAGCAGCGGGCCAGCACCAUUGCGUACCUCACCUCCCAGCUGCAUGCCACGAAGAAAAAGCUGAUGAGUUCCAGCGGGACUUCCGACAGUUCCCCCUCUGGCAGCCCCGUGUUGUCCAGUUACAAGCCCGCCCCACCCAAAGACAAGCUCCCAGAGACUCCGCGGCGUCGGAUGAAGAAGAGCCUGUCCACCCCACUCAACCCUGAAUUUGACGAGGCCUACAGACUAGGGGCGGAUAGCCGCAAGCUGCUGCUGCGGGAGCCUCUCGACGCUAUGCCGGACCCCACGCCCUUUCUGCUGGCUCGGGAAACUGCCGAGGUCCACCUGAUCAAAGAGAGGCCUUUAGUCAUUCCGCCCAUCCCUUCGGAGCGCUCCUCGGCAGAGCCGCCCAGCCCAGCCCGGGGAGAGAAGCAGCACAAGGCUCACGUGGGGGUGGCGCACCGGAUCCACCAUGUCACCCCGCCCCAAGCUCAGCCGCAGGUCGAGACGCUGGCGGUGGAUCAGGUGAACGGGAGCAAGGUGGCGCGGAAGCAUUCGGGGACAGACAGAACUGUGUAAGCAAACUGUUGGGAGGGGACACAGACGCUCUCUCUUUCUCCUAUGCACUGUGAUCACAAAUUAGGGUUAAUCGCAUCUGCAGUAAAUUUGUUUUCUCCUCCCCCGAAUGCCCCCCCAUGCAUGCCAAAUUGUUUUCCACCACUAGAAUAUCCCCCUUCCACAGAACCCCAAUAUGACUGUGUUCAUAUUGCAGAACAUCUACUUAAUGAAACGCUGUGGCCAACCUCAGGUGUCUGCCUGACUGCUUGCUUCCUACGCUCCUUCAUGUAUCCUAAGCGCACUUGUGGGCAAGUGCCCAGGCAGCAGCCUGCAUUAUUAACCAAUAGUAACGAUGGAAUCCAAUAGCCUCCUAAUGACCACCCUGCAGCACUGUGUAUUGGCUGUUAAUGGUUCAGACUCCUCCCCUCUCUGUAUCCCUACACCCCCCUGCACACUCAUGACAGACCCUCCUCUGGAGGAGGGGCAGCACCGCCAACCACAAUGCAGAUGCCUGCAUGGGAAGAAGAUGGACCAGCUGAGAGAGCCCUCCCCACCUCCAUCACGUGGUCUUGAUCACAGUGUUCAUAUUUUCUGUUCAGUUUUUAUCUAGAACUACUAAAAUCCCAACAAACUCUAUUUUGUUAACCCUG
Hemicordylus capensis (graceful crag lizard) is the source of this 2050-nucleotide messenger RNA. RefSeq names its product coiled-coil domain containing 92 (gene CCDC92). The record is from RefSeq and is a predicted model, not a curated record. Gene Ontology annotation, cellular component: centriole. The transcript is spliced from 5 exons. Bases 471 to 1421 code for a protein of 316 amino acids. NCBI's taxonomy places the organism in Eukaryota, Metazoa, Chordata, Lepidosauria, Squamata, Cordylidae.